This is a messenger RNA of Penicillium brasilianum, 240 nucleotides long. The record is from the annotation of a GenBank genome assembly. NCBI's taxonomy places the organism in Eukaryota, Fungi, Ascomycota, Eurotiomycetes, Eurotiales, Aspergillaceae.
AUGCCUCGCGAAGUCUCCGAUAUCAAGCAGUUCAUCGAGAUCUGCCGCCGGAAGGAUGCCUCCUCCGCCCGGAUCAAGCGCAACCGCAAGAACCAGCAGACCAAGUUCAAGGUCCGCUGCGAGCGCUUCGUCUACACCCUCGCCCUGACCGACUCCGCUAAGGCCGAGAAGCUGAAGCAGUCUCUUCCUCCUUCCCUGAAGGUCGUCGAUGUUGCCAAGGGUGACAAGAAGAAGCUGUAA